AUGGCCUCUCUCCUGCACUCCCAGUCCCCCUACCUUUGGCACGCCUCCGGUAUCAUGUCGCUCUUCCCGCUCAGUCUCGGCUUCAUCGGCGUCAUCAAUCCUGCGUCUGGCUUCGCGCUUUUUGGCUUUGGCAAGCCAACCUCGCCUGAAGCGCGGAAACUCGGUACCAACUUGCUGCUCUUUUGGGUUUCGCGAGACCUGUAUAUGGCGGCAUCAUGCAUGGCUGCGUAUGCGGGUGGGAGUCGAAUUACGAUGGGGUACAUCUACCUAGCGGGAGCGGGCGUUGCGGUGUGCGAUGGCAUCAUGAGUCAAAAACAGAUUGGGAAGGAUUCGUGGAAGCAUACGAUGUGGGUUCCGGUGGUGCUAACAAUGGCGGGAGGGUUGUUGGGUUGGUGGGAUCAGUGGCUGUGA
This is a messenger RNA of Ascochyta rabiei, 411 nucleotides long. RefSeq lists its product as uncharacterized. Lineage: Eukaryota; Fungi; Ascomycota; Dothideomycetes; Pleosporales; Didymellaceae. The record is from RefSeq and is a predicted model, not a curated record. The transcript has a single exon. The coding region runs from base 1 to 411 and encodes 136 amino acids.